AAACAAAGCCAGUAAUGAACCCAGCAAUAUAAUUAAUGCCGGUAUAUAUCAGUAAUAAAGCGAUUAAUGCCAAUGAUAAAGUCGGUAAUGCCAGGAAUGCCAGUAACGCUAGUAAUGCUAAAUCCAGUGAGAUAUCCAGCAACGCCAGUAAUAAGACCAGGAAUAUUGCCAGUAAAGCCAGUGAUAAUACCAGGAAUAGUACCAGGAAUAAUACCACUAACAAUAAUACAGCCAUUAAUAAAGCCAGUAAUAAUAUCAGUACAAUACCAGUGAUAAUGUCAGAAACAAUGCCAGUAAUGCAAGUAUUGCCAGUAUUGCCAGUAUUGCUAGUAAUGCUAGUAUAGCCAGUAAUACCAGUAGCCAGUAAUACCAGUAGCCAGUAAUACCAGUAGCCAGUAAUACCAGUAGCCAGUAAUACCAGUAAUACUGAUAAUGCCAGUAUACCCAGUGAAC
This is a messenger RNA of Metschnikowia bicuspidata var. bicuspidata NRRL YB-4993, 453 nucleotides long. RefSeq lists its product as uncharacterized. The coding region runs from base 36 to 344 and encodes 102 amino acids. The record is from RefSeq and is a predicted model, not a curated record. Lineage: Eukaryota; Fungi; Ascomycota; Pichiomycetes; Serinales; Metschnikowiaceae. The transcript has a single exon.